GUCCUAUGAUGCACCCCCAAAUGCAUCAACAAAUGAUGGGUCCACCUGGUUAUCCGAACUUUUAUCCUGGCAAUCCAAUGAUGUCGCCCCAGUACGGAGCCCCCAUGAUACAAGGGGGUGGGGGCAUGUACAUGAACCCAAUGAUGCAACCAACGCCUCCAGGAUAUUUCAUGCCGCCACAGGGGCCUUUUCAGCAACCCUACAACUACCCGCAACAGUUUUUCAACCAUCCACAAGCGAUGAUGCAGCCGCAGCAGUUUAAUCAGCCGCAGGCAAUUAUGGGAGGUCCUCCUCACAAUCGUAAUACCAUGCCGGUGAAUGCCAGUGAGCCUGUUGUAGAAUACUUGAAUGAUGACGCUAAGGAGGAGUCGGCAACAUCAGAAAGCGAGGCUCGUACUGCUGCGCAUGUGACGAUGGAAAUGGUACGGCUUCUUUGUCAACGGUUGAGGCUUGGUUCGAGCGGUGCCUUGAAUAAACGAGAACCUCUCUUCCCAUGUGACCCGCCACAAACGGCGCAAACAGCGCUUCACGCAGCAGCCUGGCGCUGUGCAGAAGGCCACUGCGCACCCGUCGGGCGGUACUUGAUCCGGAUGUGCGGGAUGGAUGUGAAUGUGCUCGAUUCAACCGGCAUGAUGCCACUCCAUGUUGCGGCGGAGAGGGGCUCGCUGGAGGCCGCUC
Messenger RNA from Amoebophrya sp. A25, 678 nucleotides. The record is from the annotation of a GenBank genome assembly. NCBI's taxonomy places the organism in Eukaryota, Dinophyceae, Syndiniales, Amoebophryaceae.